CUAUACGGUGAUUCGCUAGGUGGCCAUCUGGUCCUUUGCGAUGAGGAGGUGGUGGUGGACCUCAUCUUUCAUAUAUCAAGGAUAGAAGUCGUAACGGCUGAAACGAGAAAACGAUUACACCGCGAAGCACCGUUCUUCGGAGCUAUACAUAAGUCGAUGAGCUACAAUUUUUUCACGGCGCCCCGAUCCAAUGCUAGAAGUGGGCUUCCUAGGCCCCUUAGACGUGAACCAUUCUGCCCAGUUAUUUCCGACCUACGCUUCAGAUUCCUUGUCCAACUUAAUCUUUGCUUCAAUCAGACUUAACCCUAGCUGUUUAUUUUACCAUCUCUAUUAAUUACCUGUUGGAAUUGUGGCGCUGUUAACCCGGGUGGGCAUGGAUUCUCGCUUCCCCGAACUCUACACUGUCCACAUGGACGUCAAGCAGAUACAGAUGAUACAGAACAGCCAUGCUGAAAGAAUUUCUCGGUUGGAGAAGCGUCAGGCCGACGACGCCGCGAUCAAGUCGGUCUGGAACUCGCCUUUCCCCAGUGCCCUAAGUGGCACGCCACAGCACGGACCACUCCAGAUUCCCUCGAGCGAGAUGUUCGACGACUUUGAGGAGCAGGGCCAGAGCCUUCUCGGUAGUCUACAUCUGGAUGCCGAAGAUGAACCCACAAGACGCGGCGCGGCUUCUAGGGCGAAUAGUGUUCGCUUCGAUGAGAGUGCGCUCCAAGGCUCAAGCUGGGCGCAGAACGGUCGCCAUUCGGGAGAUUUUGGUCCCAUUAGACCAGGUAGCGGCCUUGGUAACCAUAACAUGAUGGAACGUUCAUUGUCUCAUAAAUCGGAUGGUAGACAUAGUUCGGCUGGCCAUUCGGUACAUUCGAUCCAUUCUCAUCACUCUGUUGCCUCUGGCCACGGAAGUAGCUUAGGCAUAGACACAACGUUCACACCUGGCGGUCAGGACGAAGAGUCUCCAAUUACCGCUCCGGAACCACCACCGAGUUUGUUUGUGUUGGGUUCGGUGCCAUCCAUUAUUCGUUGCUGGCUUACUGCUAAUUUCGCGCAUGAUACCCUCCUCUACGCAGAUGUCUGCACCGGAUCCCAAAAGUCGGUUGUCGAAUUUUCGUUAAUUAAAGAAUUAGAUCUCGUGGACGACAUUCACCGUGAUUUGGAUGGCGUGCAUCGAAUCCGUUUACCAGUCUACUUGACGGAGGCUACCGUUUCUCAACCAAGCUCUCGGGGGAUGAGUCCAGCGCCACAGAUGCCAAGCCUGACUUGCACGUUUGAAGUAGUGGGAAUGGACUUACCUGACAACGCCGAAGCUAGGAAGGCUAUCCGCAUCUUCAUUGGUAGCGAGACAUUGAGGGAACAUUCAGCUGACGUCCUGUUUUCACAAAACCGUAUGACUCUGUACGGCAGCGAGCGCGAGAAGCUAUCCGUUCCCUUUGUACGCCCCGAAGAUAAUGGAGUGUUUAAACACAUCCGUACGAUGGCAAUCUUCCCCGAAAAGCCGAAGCUGAAUGCCACCGCCCGCCCAUUCGUCUUAACCGAGGCCAAGCCACAGACCACUGUAUCUGUGCAAUCGGAUAGGCCUCAGACAAAGGAGUUGCGUGACGACGAUGAAGUCCGAGCGUUGACCUCACCAUCUUCGGAACAGGCGAGUCAGCAAGCUGCUACCACUACGACAAGUACCGUGUCGGAGAGCGGCGGCGAAAGCGAGAGGCAGUUCAAAGAUGCCGGUACCUCGGAAUCUAGUGUAAAGGGAUCCCAAGUCCAGUCAAGCGACGCUUCGGGCGAUAGCGUUCGUCGAACCUCGGCAUCAGGAAGCAUCUGGAAUUCAUGGCGCCAUGGCCCUACAAUCAAUGGCAACGAGCUGAAGGAGAGCACCCCAUUGAGUGGGUACCAGCCUGCUGGACGUGGGAGCCGGAACAUGAAGGUUUUGAAGCCGAUGAAGUCGACGUCGUCAUCGGCUCGAACGGGGGCUUCUUACGAACCGGCUCCACCACCCAGAAGCAAUGGCGAGCUCCGACGCAAGAGUCAAGGUGGCGCGGACAGUGUCAGUAUCGGAAACGCUGCACUCCGGUGGGAUGCGAAGCGAAUGCCAAUCGGGAGCGCUGAGGCAAAGCCAACCGGGGCUACUCGUGAGAGUCGAAGCGUAUCUGGGACUCCCCGUACAUCGUCGAACCCCAUCGGUAGUGCUUCGGCUUUCUCGUGGAUGAGUCAGUCGGGCAAGCCAAGAACGCCGACAGCAGCAGCUGAGUAGUGGAAGCCUACUCCUGCACAGGAAAACGGGGUCAUACUUGAUGAUGGAUUGUCGCGUUCGCGUUUUGAUAUUCUGCUAGGAUCGCAAUGAUUCUACUUACCAGUAGGUAGAAACAUGAUUAAAGAAAAGAAUAAAAGAGCAAGUCAAAUAAAUUAC
Annulohypoxylon maeteangense is the source of this 2398-nucleotide messenger RNA. RefSeq lists its product as uncharacterized. The transcript is spliced from 2 exons. The record is from RefSeq and is a predicted model, not a curated record. NCBI's taxonomy places the organism in Eukaryota, Fungi, Ascomycota, Sordariomycetes, Xylariales, Hypoxylaceae. The coding region runs from base 374 to 2242 and encodes 622 amino acids.